This is a messenger RNA of Aaosphaeria arxii CBS 175.79, 3644 nucleotides long. RefSeq lists its product as uncharacterized. The record is from RefSeq and is a predicted model, not a curated record. The transcript has 3 exons. Lineage: Eukaryota; Fungi; Ascomycota; Dothideomycetes; Pleosporales. The coding region runs from base 261 to 3473 and encodes 1070 amino acids.
AUCACACUAAAUUCACUCCCUCGGUCAUCCAAGAUAAUAUUCACCGACGCGAUCAACAAACCUUCUCGUGCCACAUGCUACAGCGAUGGCUUGUUAUUUUAGUGACCCUGAACCCCUCCCUGUCAUUAGCGUCCGUAACGUCUCUUCUCUUGUCGCUGCCUCUCAAUCUACCUUGUCGCACAUUUCAUAUGAUCUCAAUUCAAUUCAUUCCGUCCUGACACCCUUUCGUCGACUUGGAGAGGGUCGGCUGAAGAUACACAAUGGCUGCAACGACAGCAGCUGGAGUCAAUCAUGUUAGCACAGAGUCCAACGGUGCCACGGAGAUGAAUGAAGAGGCAGCCGACGUCAUUAAUGGACACGCGCGCGCAGCCACUGGAUCCGACGAUACCGCAGCACCUGAGAAGAAUGUGCCAAAGAAACAGCCCAGCAAACUCGCCCAGGGAUGGAAAAAAUUGGGGUUGGAUUUACCAACCGUUAUGAUGAUGAUGAAGGCUGCGCUCCCGCCAACGAUUGCAAUGGCGGCAUACCAGGCAAAUAGUUUUGCCAGAAUUUACACGACGCUUGGAUACCUCGUGGCAGUCAUUUCCAUUCUCGGAUUUUGUAUCAUGCCCCGAGCCAAAUUUAUACAGACAAUGUGUUUGAACGUUCUGGGUACCUGCAUUGGGGCUGCAAUCAAUUUACUCUCAUUAUGGACCGGUAUAAAGGCCCGCGAAAACACGACGAAGGCCGAUGCUCCCCCCCAAGCAUACAACUCAUCGCAGUCUGCCGUUCUUGCUGUCUGGCUUUUCUUCCAGAUAUGGCUCGUCAAUACUAUGAAAAGCAAAUUCCCCCAAAUGGUUUUCCCCACCAUCGUCUACGCCAUCUUCGCGAUGGUUUCAGCAACUUAUGGACCGCAGUUCCGGACGAUGGUGCAGGUGGAAAGUUUCAUGAAGCGGCUCCUGGAAGCCUUCCUGACCGCGUUUGCAAUCGCUACUGGUGUCUCGUUGUUCAUAUUUCCCGUCACUUCUCGAAAAGUCGUGAAGAAAGAAAUCACCGCUUAUAUUGGAGCGCUGAGAGGUGCUUUAUCGGCUCAUAAGACAUAUCUUCAGAGUCUCGAAACUGCGGAUGUAUUCAAUCAGAUCAAACCGCAGUACACAAACACGCCAAACAAAGCGAAGAAAGCGGCACCAGAAGUCGAGGCGGUAAAGGCAAUCACAGCCACAUUCUCUCAACUCCAUGGGAAGUUGAGCGGUGAUCUACCCUUCGCCAAACGUGAAAUAGCCUAUGGAAAGCUCUCUCCUGAUGAUUACGAAGCGAUAUCCAAACAUUUGCGGGCUAUCAUGCUGCCGUUGGUAGGAUUGGGGUCCUUGGUUGAUCUCUUUGACCGGCAAGCGAAGAUGAACAAUUGGGAAAGCGACGACUCGGACGAUGUGGAUCCAGAGCAGGAGGCACAGAGGAGAACAGCAGUAGGAAACUGGAACAAAACGAUGAAGGCUGCCCACGAACCUUUCGAGAGAAUCAUUUCCGGCAUGGACCGCGGUCUACAUCAUGUUCUUCUCCGACUUCAACUGAUCCCAACACCGAAGAAGAAGGCUGCUAAGAACACCGAUGAGGAGGCGAAGGGCGAUUUGGUCGAACCUGGACACGAAGGCUUCGCUGCACUUCUUGAAGAUCAAUUCAACGGCUUUUAUAAGGAAAGGGAGACCACCCUGAAGCGCUGGGUUGAAAGUAGGGGCAUCGCAGUUGGGCCAGACUUUUUCCACAGCUCUGAGGCGUCGGAACCAGAUCUUGAGCUACUCAAAAGGGAGCCAACGCUACUCCACCAGAGUAACCAGCGCCAAUUAUAUCUCUUGCUCUACAUUAUCUAUCUCCUAUACGCCAUCAGCCGCGCCGUUAUGGACUUUGUAAAAUUUGCCGAUGAGCGAGACCAAGCAAAAGCAAAGAAACAUCUCAUCAACCCUGGAAAGAAACGACUGCGGAAAUGGCUCGUCAGUAUAUUCAGGACGCAAGAUUCCAACAAUGAGGAUGAAACGACCGCAGCAGGUCUCGAGAGAAAUAGCAACAUCGUCUAUAUGGGCGAGGCGUACAAGCGAAGGAAAGAUCCCGAGCAUCUACCUCCCGCGAACGCUUGGGAGAAGUUUGGCAACGCGGUACGAACCAUACCUGCAUUCUUACGAUCCCCAGACUCGGCGUUUGGAUUUCGCUGUGCGUGUGCCACGAUGUGCAUCGCUGUAACUGCUUACCUCCAUGACUCGGCGCGCUUCUUCAUUGAGCAAAGAUUGGUGUGGGCCAUGAUCAUGGUCGCCAUUUCCAUGACGCCAACGGCUGGCCAAAGUGUAGCCAGCUUCUUUUUAAGAAUCGUUGGAACAAUUAUUGCGAUGAUACUCGCCUGGCUCACUUGGUAUAUACCGGGCCAGCACACGGCGGGUAUCUUGGUCUUCCUCUGGGUUUUCGUCGGGCUGGGUUUCUACGUUAUCUUGAAGAGAAUGGAUUUGAUCAUCGCGGGCAUAAUCUCGGUGGUCACCAUAACUUUGAUUGUUGGUUACGAACUUGAAGUUCGAAAGAUUGGUAGAGCGCUUGCAGAGUCCAACGGACAACCGUACUACGAGAUCUACAAACUUGGACCGUAUCGGCUGGCGACUGUCCUUGGUGGACUUUUCGUUGCAUUCAUAUGGACAUUCUUUCCAUACCCAAUCAGCGAGCAUUCUGCGCUUCGACAAAAGCUAGGCGGCUCGCUGUAUCUUUCCGCGAACUACUACUCCAUCGUUCAUGAGACCGUCAUGGCGCGGAUCAGGGGCGACGAAGGCGAUGUAGCAGACCCUACAUCCCCAGGGUUUUUGCUCAACAAGGCCCGCAACAAAGUAUUCUCUAAGCAAAUGCUCCUUCUCCAGGGUUUGAGGCAGCACUCUGAGUUCGUCCGUUGGGAAUUUCCUCUAGGUGGCAAAUUUCCUAUCAAGGACUACAACAACAUCAUCAGGCUAGUUUCCAACAUCGUCAACUACACCUCCUUGAUAUCCUACGCCUCAACAUCCUUCACCAACCCAUGCAUAAUACGCCCCACAGAAGACGACGAUCCGUCCCGAACCCAAUGGUUCCGCGACUUCCGCCGCAUCAUCACCUCCGCGAAACUCACAUCCCACGAAAUCACCUCCAUGCUCUCCCUUCUCUCCUCCAGCAUCACAAACGGCCAGCCCUUGCCACCAUACCUCCAAGCGCCUCAAUCGUACCAACUCUCUCACCGCCUCGAAGCCACCGACAGCGAAGUACUGAGCCUGCGACAUAUUGCCGAGCCGGGAUACUCAGCGUUCGCGGUGCUGCAGAUCAGUACAAGUUGUAUUAACCAGGAUUUGGAGCAGCUUCUGCGCGCUGUGAAGAAAUUGGUCGGAGAGCUGGAUUUCUCGUUCCAUGUUACGAGUACCACUAUGCCGUCGCCCUCGACUUCCAGCGACACCUUGAUGCAGAAGAGCUCAAACAGCCGCAGCAAGCAAGAUUAAGGAUACUUCUGUUGUUGAUACGUUUUCUCGUAUUUGUUUUAAUCAUAUGCACAUACAAUGUUAUAGCGAGAAACGGCCAGACUGAUGAGUUGUAAAUAGCACCCUCUGCGCAUCUUGUAUCAUUAAAUUGGAUGUAAAUAUAGGCAGGCGAUCUUAGAAAGAAACAAAAGC